UUGCAAUGUGGACCAGAGAUGUACCAGUCGAAUCCUCGCCCCGCCCCACCGUUUGCACCAACACCCUGCACUGCCGCUGCCGCCUCGAUUUCUGAUCGCAUUUUUCCAGUUUCAGUUUCAGAUAGCAGCGAUCCUCUCUCCGAGUGAAGGAACGCCCAACUCCACGCUUUCUACGGCUCCAUGGCUUACCCUACGCCUCCGAGCAAUGGUGAGUUGACGAAGGCGGAGUCGAGGAAGUCCCAUUCAUGGUGGUGGGAAGGUCACAUCAGCCCCAAAAAUUCUAGAUGGCUCCGGGAGAAUCUCGCGGACAUGGACCGCAGCAUCAAACAUAUGUUGAGGCUAAUAGAAGAGGAUGCAGAUUCAUUUGCCAAGAAGGCUGAGAUGUAUUAUCAGAAGAGGCCAAUGAUGAUCUCUUACAUUUGGGAGUUCUACAGCACGUAUCGUUCCCUUGUUGAGCGUUAUGAUCAUGUAACAGGAGAGCUCCGAAGAAAUAUCCCUUCAGAUCUACAAUCCCACGGCUCUGAUAUCUGUGAUCUUAUCUCUGAGCCACGAGCUGCUGGCUUCGAUGUCUUCCUUGGAUCUGGUGGCAGCAACUCUGAUACUUGCCAAAAGGAAGGAUAUGAUUCAUCUUUUUUCACAGAUUCUGAACCUGGAUCUGAUGAUUCCUCGGUGUACAAUUAUUCAGAUGGUGAUCAAGGACUGAACAGGAAGAUGAUGGAAUUGGAGAAUGAGCUCAGAGAGGCUAAAGAACAGCUCCACAUGAAGGAGGAUAAUGCAGAAGAAUGUUCAUUUCCAUUCAAAGCGGCAACAGAUGAAAAUUCAGACAUUCAAAUUAUGAGGUUGAAAAGUGAGCACCAGAAGAAUAUUUUAUCAGAAUUGACCAAGGAUUUGCAGGCUGAGUCAGUGUCCGCUACAAUGGCAGAUACUCAAAAGCAUGAGGAUGGGAUUCUAGUGGAAGAGCUAAGAAUUACAAAGGAAAAACUUGAGAACUCGCAGAAAGAACAUUCUAAAUUAAAAUUUGAACUUGAGAACAAUAAAGCACCAGAGAAAAUCUGCCAUUUGCCGGAUGAGCUUGAAGCUGUUCGUAAAGAUACUGACACAUGGAAGGACAAGGUGAGUGCAGAUAGAAGAGCGGUCGCCGAGCUCCAAGAAAGAAUUUCAAGGUUGAAAGCUAGAGAUCUUAAACUAGCAGUAUCUAAUGCUGGGCAUAAAUUUUUUCCUGAGAAUGUACCGAUUAAGGCUGAAAUAUCUCAGCCACUUAAGGAACAAGCUCUGUUGGAGGAUGAGAUCAGAAAAAUCAAGACAGAAAAGGUGGAUUUGGAGGAGAGACUUAACCGUGAGAUUGAAACUCUUCAAAGUGGCCUAAACGGCUUCCAAUCUGAAAGAGAUCAGCUCCACGCAGAAGUUACUACUUUAAAAGAGAAUUUGAGCUCUAAAGGUAAGCUUGUGCAAAAAUUGGAAAAGGAACGUGUGGAACUAGAAGGGAAGGUGGAGAGGCAAAGAGUAGUGAUAAUGGAAGGAGCAGAGGAAAAAAGAGAGGCUAUAAGGCAGCUAUGUUUUUCAAUUGAGCAUUACAGGAGUGGAUAUCAUAUGCUUAGAGAAGUUUUUAUCAGUCGAAAGUGGGAUCUCGUGUUCGCACCUCAAGGCAAGUCAUGACUCUAGUAUUUGAUUUUGAAAUUGUUAAUAUUGGCUCUUGAAGAGUUGUUGGCCUGUUUUUGGGAUGAAACAAUCAGUUAAUAGAGAGUCUGCAACAGUUGACCGUGGAUUGGAACAUAAUACAGUUCUGUUUGUUAAAAUAAUGAUGUAUAUGUAGUUGUUUAGAGUAACAAUAAAUGGGUGUUUGUCCAACAACUAGCUGUUGAUGGUCACUCUUGAAAGAGUGUGUAAUAGCUCACUGAUCGAGUACUCUUAUGCAGAAUAUCCUAGGUUUUGAUUUCACAGCUCUGACGUAAUUCAUAAAUGGUCCAGUGUCGAGAGGCCAAACGCCUUACUUUAGCACUCUAUAGGCUGAAUUAUAGAGCUGCUUUCUCUCCUCACUAAUCUUUGAUCUUUUAAUGUCUGUCGAAGAUGAAUGUGAACCCAGCCAAUCAAAUGUGCUCCAUAUUCUUGGGCCUGUCUUUUGUUGUGUAUAAGAUGCAAGGAUUGAAGCAUUUUAACUGACAUCAUCGUUGAUUAUUAAGCUUUGUCCAAGGUCUACCUGUUGCUCUUUUAUGUUUACUUAAAGCAGGAUUAUGAAUACGGUAAGUCUCCUGUUCAAUUGUUGACCUGUUCAAGUGUUGCCAUAUAAGGAUUAAUGAUUGGUUACAAACUCUUUCUGU
Molecule: messenger RNA, 2318 nt
Organism: Cucurbita maxima (winter squash)
Lineage: Eukaryota; Viridiplantae; Streptophyta; Magnoliopsida; Cucurbitales; Cucurbitaceae
Product: protein NETWORKED 4A-like
Exons: 4
Coding region: 181-1656 (491 amino acids)
Cellular component (GO): vacuolar membrane
Molecular function (GO): actin binding
Source: RefSeq, a predicted model, not a curated record